This is a messenger RNA of Chlorella variabilis, 636 nucleotides long. RefSeq lists its product as hypothetical. The coding region runs from base 1 to 636 and encodes 211 amino acids. NCBI's taxonomy places the organism in Eukaryota, Viridiplantae, Chlorophyta, Trebouxiophyceae, Chlorellales, Chlorellaceae. Gene Ontology annotation, molecular function: protein binding. The record is from RefSeq and is a predicted model, not a curated record. The transcript has 5 exons.
AUGGCCCAGCAGCUGGCACCUCGCGCCAGAGCAGUGCUGGACUUCUGGCUGGGCGAGGGCUGGGAGACCGCCCCGCCUGGUGACACGCGCCCGCAGUGCAGCAAGCUGUGGUUUGGGGGCGGGCCCGAGGUGGACGCCCAGAUUGUGUCGCAGUUCCGAGGCGACUGCGAGGCGCUGAUCGCUGGGCAGUACGACGCCUGGCAGCACGUACCGCUGGAGGCGCUGGCGGGCGUGAUCCUGGGGGACCAGCUGAUGCGCAACGCCUUCCGCGGCACCCCCAAGAUGUAUGCGGCAGACCCCAAGGUGCUGGCUUGGUCCAAGGCGCUGCUGGCGAGCGGCGCCGAGCAGCUGACGCCCAUCCAGCAGGUGUGGCUGGCCAUGACGCUGAUGCACUCGGAGGAGCUGGCAGACCAGGAGGCGUGCGUGGCCCAGUUUGCCAAGAUGGCGGCCAAGUGUGAGGCGGAGGGGCUGCAGGAGAUGGCGAGCAUGCUCAAGAACAACUGCAAGUAUGCGGUGGCGCACCGCGACGUGGUCGAGCAGUGGGGGCGCUUCCCGCACCGCAACGCCCUGUUGGGCCGCGAGGACACCCCCGAGGAGGCGGCGGGGAUUGCGGCUGGGACCAUCCCCAAGUGGUGA